AUGCUUGAAGAUUUCGACAAUAUUUUCCGUCUUGUUCCGCUAGAGUGUAUUGGGUGUCACCAAAGCCCUUCUUGGCUGCGUCACGCACUCGGUUCCAAUCUAGCAGCUAAGACCGUCAAACUCAUUCACUUUCGAAUCACUGCCGGUGAUCAUCACAACCUCGAGCCGCACUAUGAACUUUAUAAGCGAAAAAAUACUUGCACAGCCAGCACAGCAGACGAUUUAGAUCCAUUUAAGGACUGCAACCUAGUCACUUGUAUGCCAUGUCUCGGAGACUUUGCAGACUGGGCGUUUGGGCCAACUGGCCUCCCUAACUUGAUGGUCAUCGCCUUCGGUGACUUUUCAUUUGGCGACCGCUUCAAAUGGUCCCAAGCCUUACUAAUUCGCUCUUUGAUACCCUCAACGAAUUUGUAUCGCAUUGUAGGACACGGGAUGCAUGAUCAUAUGAUAGAUAGAAUAUCCGGUUCCCGUGAAAUGCUGAGCGCUUGCCCAACGCAGUCCACUAUAGUAUACAGUAUGAACCAUGAAGGCAGCGGCAUAGUGACGGACUUCAGUGCAUAUGACCUAGAAGACUCAGCUGAUGGUACAGACAAUAGCUCUGAAGGUGAUGACUGA
Molecule: messenger RNA, 615 nt
Organism: Aspergillus puulaauensis
Lineage: Eukaryota; Fungi; Ascomycota; Eurotiomycetes; Eurotiales; Aspergillaceae
Exons: 2
Coding region: 1-615 (204 amino acids)
Source: RefSeq, a predicted model, not a curated record